AUGAUCCUCAACGGUGUGGUCGCCCACAUGAAAUUGAAACGAGCAAUGUUAACGCCAUUGUUGAUCACUGUGAGAGAUUGCUAUGGUCCUAAAUGUAAAUGGGAUCCAGAAUUAGCCAAAGUGGCCCAGAAAUAUGCAAAUAAAUGCAUAUCUGACAAACAUAACCCUGAAAGACAGAAGAAAUCCAAGUUGAGUUGUGAUGAUAUAAAUGGCAUACUUGAUUACCAUAACGAAUGUAGAGAACUUGUGGCAGGGGGGAGAGCUAAAUUAAUAGAAGCAAGAGACACGUGGGUUCUUAAAUGGGAUCCAGAAUUAGCCAAAGUGGCCCAGAAAUAUGCAAAUAAAUGCAUAUCUGACAAACAUAACCCUGAAAGACUUUGUAUUAAGUUUUUCUAUUUUCAUUUAUUUUACCUCUGGUAUAUUGAAAAUGAAGCUAAUGGAACUGGAGAAAACAUUGCUUGGCAUGCCAAUUCGAGUCGCUUCUUCCAGGGCGAAAUAAAAGAAUUAUGUGAAACGUGGUACAAAGAAAUUGGAGAUUGGAAGCCAGCCGAAAUUAAUCCACAGUUUUCACACUUUACUCAGAGUACUAACACACGGAGAAAAAAGGCCAAUGAAGUAUUGCUUACACGAACUGGUCAAUCAAUAUCCCAUUAUAUGAAGGCACAGAGAUUAAGAUGGGAGAGGCAUGUAGCUCGUAGCAAUCCAUCUGGAAGCCUAACAAUGAAUGCCUCAAUAGAAGGCAAAAGACCACGUGGAAGGCCAUAA
Nezara viridula (southern green stink bug) is the source of this 765-nucleotide messenger RNA. Lineage: Eukaryota; Metazoa; Arthropoda; Insecta; Hemiptera; Pentatomidae. The record is from the annotation of a GenBank genome assembly.